Canariomyces notabilis is the source of this 1838-nucleotide messenger RNA. Its product is annotated as amino acid transporter. Gene Ontology annotation, molecular function: transmembrane transporter activity. Gene Ontology annotation, biological process: amino acid transport; transmembrane transport. The record is from RefSeq and is a predicted model, not a curated record. Gene Ontology annotation, cellular component: membrane. The coding region runs from base 197 to 1711 and encodes 504 amino acids. The transcript has 4 exons. Lineage: Eukaryota; Fungi; Ascomycota; Sordariomycetes; Sordariales; Chaetomiaceae.
UACCUUAUCUCUCAACAUUCAGUUCCUGGCUGAUAAGGAAAGCGCUCUGGUCUGAUGCUCGGACACUAACCUCAAUUAUUCAUCCGGUCGUGGCGCUGUGGCGUCAUUGCCGCCGGCGCGGGCCGACGCGCGCCCGGGCACGGGCACCGUCACCGAAUACGACUCGUCAGACGACGCGGACGGCUUCUUGGCCGCGAUGGGGUACAAGGCGGAACUGGUACGCACGCGCUCAACCUGGCACGUGGCCUUCAUGUCCUUCGUGCUGGCGUCGAUUCCCUACGGCCUCGCCACGACGCUCUACUAUCCGCUGCAGGGCGGCGGCCCCGCCGUCGUCGUCUGGGGCUGGGUCCUUGUUAGUUUGAUCAUCCUCUGCGUCGCCGCGUCGCUGGGUGAGAUUACCUCCGUCUAUCCGACUGCUGGUGGGGUUUACUAUCAGACGUUUAUGUUGGCGCCGGCGAGGAUCAGGAGGGUGGCGGCGUAUAUUUGUGGGUGGUGCUACGUCGUGGGGAAUAUCACGAUCACUCUGGCGGUGCAGUUUGGGACGACGCUGUUUUUUGUGGCGUGCGUCAAUGUCUUCGAGUCGGAGCCUGGCGUGGGUAUCUGGGUCACCGACACGUACCAGGUGUUUCUGACCUUUUUGGCUAUAACGCUGCUGUGUAAUGCCAUCUCGACCUUUGGCAACAAAUUCUUGCCCCUUUUGGAUACCUUUGCCGUCUUCUGGACCUUUGCCGGACUCAUCGCCAUGCUAGUCACUGUCCUUGCCGUCGCGAAGGAGGGACGACGCGAUGCUGCGUUCGCCCUGGGAGGUUUCGAGCCCACGUCUGGAUGGCCGGCGGGGUGGUCGUUCUGUGUCGGCUUGCUCCACGCUGCCUACGCCACUUCAUCCACGGGCAUGGUCAUCAGCAUGUGCGAGGAGGUGCAGCACCCAGCUACCCAGGUGCCCAAGGCCAUGGUGCUAACCAUUGUCAUCAACACGAUCGGCGGCCUGCUGUUCCUUGUGCCCCUGAUGUUUGUCCUGCCCGAUCUGGCCAUGCUGGUGGCUCUCCCCUCGGGCCAGCCCGUGCCCACCAUCAUCAAGUCGGCCGUCGGCUCUUCGGGCGCCGCCAUUGCCCUGCUUCUGCCUCUGAUGGUGCUGGCCAUACUCUGCGGCGUGGCCUGCACCACGGCGGCCUCUCGCUGCACCUGGGCCUUUGCCCGCGACGGCGCCAUCCCCGGUUCCAAGUGGUGGAAGCAGGUGCAUCCCACGCUUGACCUGCCCCUGAACGCCAUGAUGCUGUCCAUGGUGAUUCAGAUCCUGCUGGGCGUCAUCUACUUUGGCUCUACCACCGCCUUCAAUGCCUUCUCGGGUGUCGGCGUCAUCUCCUUGACCCUGUCGUAUGCUGCUCCGAUUGCCGUGUCCAUGCUGGAGGGCCGCGCUCAGGUCAAGGAUGGCAAGUUUUCUUUGGGCAAGUUUGGCUGGCUCUGCAACGGAAUUGCCCUUGCCUGGUCGAUCCUUGCCGUGCCCCUUUUCUGCAUGCCCGCUUACCUUCCGGUCACCCCCCUGACUGUCAAUUAUGCCCCUGUCGUCUUUGUCGGUUUUGUUGCUAUUGCAUCUGCCUGGUACGUCGUCUGGGGCCGGAAGCACUACCAAGGGCCGCCGACAGAGCAUCUGGGGCAGCCAGUGGCGGGACUGCCCGGGGCUGCUGCCGGACUCCCCGGCAAAAAGGAUUAGAAAAGGAGCCAUGUCGCUGCGAGAUAUCCGGCGUGAGACACAGCCCAUGACAUAUCGAUGUAUGCACGAUACCACCAAGAACAGGGCUUCCAAGCGUGAUCCAACAACCCAUCCGAACUUUUGAACU